This is a messenger RNA of Chironomus riparius, 1509 nucleotides long. The record is from the annotation of a GenBank genome assembly. Lineage: Eukaryota; Metazoa; Arthropoda; Insecta; Diptera; Chironomidae.
AUGGCGUCGAGUCUUUUAAUUAUUUGUGCAACACUAGUUUUGCUGUUUAUAUUUACAUAUUUUAAGAAAAAAUAUGAAUAUUUUAAAGAUCGCGGCAUUCCAAAUCCAACACCAUAUUGGCCACUUGGAAAUUUUUGGAAAGUUGGACUUACAGUGCACUUCAUUCAUCGUGUAAAUGAGAUUUAUAAUCGAUUUAAGAAAAGUGGAAAAGUUUGUGGAUUUUAUAUCUUUACUACUCCUGUUUAUGUCGUCACAGACAUUGAUCUGAUUAAGAAUAUUCUCGUAAAGGACUUUGAAUCAUUCCAUGAUCGAGGUCUUUACUAUAACGAAAACAGCGAUCCUUUAUCAGCCCACAUAUUUUCGGUUGCAGGUGAACAUUGGAAAACUCUCAGACAAAAAAUGACAACAACAUUUUCGAGUGGUAAAAUCAAGGGAAUGAUGCCGACAUUAACGAAAAUUUCACAUGAGUUAAUUGAAGUUGUUGGCGAGGCUGCUGAUAAUAAAACACAUGUUAAUUACCGUGAUUUGGCAUCAAGAUUCAUGUGUGAAAUUAUUGGAGAAAUUGCUUUUGGAUUGAAAUGCAAUGCCCUUCGUGAUCCAAAUUGUGAAAUGAUGUUACUGAGCGACUUCCUCAGUUUUAAGGACAUGACACAACGUCUUUCAUACUUUUUUGCCAAUUCUUGUCAAGACUUGUGUCGCACAUUGAAUAUUCAAAUCACACCGAAAAGAAUCCAAGACUUUUUCCUUCGUGUUGUCGACGAAGCUGUUGACUAUCGUGAAAAGAACAAGAUUCGGCGAAAUGACUAUUUCGAUAUGCUGCUUCAAUUGAAGAAUGUCGGUAAACUUGAAGGCGAUGUAACAAAUCAUGGAAAAAUUUCCUACACAGAUCUAACAGCUGCGUGCUUUGUUUUCUUUUUGGCUGGAUUUGAGACGUCAUCGACAGCUCUGUCGUAUGCCCUUUAUGAGUUGGCCAUUAAUCAAGAACUACAGGAUCGAACACGCGAUGAAAUUGAAAAAGUCAUUCAAGAAUAUGAUGGUGAAAUAAGUUAUGAAGCUAUUAUGAAUAUGGAUUUUGCUGACCAUGUAAUUAAUGAGUCUUUGAGGAAGUACACACCCGGUAACAUUCUUAUGCGUCGUUGUACAAAAGAUUACAAAGUUCCCGGUACUGAUUUGACUAUUGAAAAAGGAAAAUAUGUCUUCUUACCCAUGCAUGCGAUUCAUAAUGAUCCACAAUACUUCCCAGAACCAGAGAAAUUCAAUCCUGAUAGAUUUGCACCAGAAGCUGUUAAGGAACGAAAUCCAUUUACAUUCCUUCCAUUCGGAGAAGGUCCAAGAAUUUGCAUGGGGCUUCGAUUUGGUCAAAUCCAAACAAGACUUGGAUUAGCUUCAAUCCUUAGAAAUCAUCGCGUACAUUUGAGCGAAAAGACAAUCCAUCCAAUUGGACUUGAUCCUAAAGAUGUUACAAUGAUGCCAAGGGGUGGAAUUUGGUUGAAGACAGAGAGACUUUAA